AUGAUAGGUACGAAGGUCAACCAGAAAGUGAUGGAUGGUUUAUUAGACCUCACAGGAUUGAGGAAAUCCUUGAAUUCCGGGUCACAGUUGAAGCUAGUCAACUCUUUAAAUGAGCAACUUCAAUUUCUUAAUGAGUUGCACUCUAUACAAAUACCCAGAGACGAAGAGAAAAAUCUUAGACUCAGUCGACUCGUAGACGACGCUUCGGAUGAAGCAGCCCUUAAUUUUGAUCAACUUCUUUCGAACAUCAAGGAUUCAGAACCUGAAUUCAUCAAAGGAGAAGUCGAAGAAACAUGGAAUCCAAUAUCUUUCACUGAAGAACACGAUGAAGACUACUACAUUGUGAAGGAAGGUCUUAUUAAGAAAAACAAGACAAAAAAUUGA
Messenger RNA from Brettanomyces nanus, 384 nucleotides. RefSeq lists its product as uncharacterized. The transcript has 2 exons. The coding region runs from base 1 to 384 and encodes 127 amino acids. The record is from RefSeq and is a predicted model, not a curated record. NCBI's taxonomy places the organism in Eukaryota, Fungi, Ascomycota, Pichiomycetes, Pichiales, Pichiaceae.